Molecule: messenger RNA, 530 nt
Organism: Syzygium oleosum
Lineage: Eukaryota; Viridiplantae; Streptophyta; Magnoliopsida; Myrtales; Myrtaceae
Product: 60S ribosomal protein L29-1-like
Exons: 2
Coding region: 155-337 (60 amino acids)
Biological process (GO): cytoplasmic translation
Cellular component (GO): ribosome; cytosolic large ribosomal subunit
Molecular function (GO): structural constituent of ribosome
Source: RefSeq, a predicted model, not a curated record
CGCACGCCGUCUCUUCUCUUCGAUUCGAUUCGAGUCGAGUCGAGUCGAGUCGUCGCCGAUCGGGUUUUGGGUCGCUGUUUUUGUUGCUGAAGAUUUCGAUCUUGAAGCUGCGGAAUUUGGGUCUGAUUCGAUUCGUGUUUUGGGCAGAGGGGAGAUGGCGAAGUCGAAGAACCACACCGCGCACAACCAGUCCUACAAGGCCCACAAGAACGGCAUCAAGAAGCCGAGGAGGCACCGCCACACCUCCACCAAAGGGAUGGACCCCAAGUUCCUGAGGAACCAGAGGUACGCCAGGAAGCACAACCAGAAGACGGAAGGUGCAUCCGAAGACGAGUAGACUAGCUUUUCUUCCGCACUGAAAAAGAUGGCUUCUUUUUGGGGGGGCCGUCGAUUACUAGGGGUUUGGUUUUGUUCCAGACAUUAUGUCAAAGUUUGAUUUUUGAUUCGUGAUCUCCUUCAGUUUUACUGGGUUACAUUUUGACUGCUAUUGUAGUGACAUUACUCUGUUUUUAAGCCAUCUAUUAUCCAUA